AAGAGUGUGAACAGAGCGAAGUAUAAAAGAGGGAGGCAAAGCAAAAUGCCUCUCGCAAAGGAGGCAACCGCUCGGACAGCGACGGAGGAGAUUGCACUCUCUGUCUGAUCUAUCUUCUUCUCUUAAAUCUCUGAUCUUUUUCACAAAAGAAUACAACAACUGCGAUAUAUAUAUAUAUACCAGUUUUUCCUCUAGCUCUCUCUCUCUCUCUCUCUCUCUCUCUCUCUCAUCUUUAUUCACUAAGCUAAUUAAACAAGAUGCGCAACAUGACGAGCUCAGCCUCCGCCCGAGGCAUAGCCGCCAUUGUCGGCGUGGGAUCGAACCUGGGCCGCUCCAUCGCCCGCAAGUUCGCUCACGAAGGCUACACCGUCGCCAUUCUCGCUCGCGACUUAGGGAGAUUGUCGAGGUUUGCGGACGAAAUAGCGAGGGAGGAGAAAGCACAAGUAUUUGCGAUACGAAUCGAUUGCUCGGACUCGAGGAGUGUGAGGGAGGCAUUCGAAGGGGUUCUCUCGCUUGGAUUUGUGGAGGUUUUGGUGUACAAUGCUUUCCAGCCGGUGUCUUGGCAACCUACCCACUUCACCGACAUUCGCAUCGACUCCUUUGAGAAGACCCUCGCCGUCUCUUCCGUUGGUGCCUUCCACUGUGCCCAACAGGUUGUUCCGGGCAUGGUGGAAAGAGGAAGGGGGACAAUUCUAUUCACGGGCUGCUCAGCUUCUCUCAACGGCGUUGCUGGUUUCUCUGAGCUAUGUUGUGGAAAGUUCGCGUUGAGAGCACUGUCGCAGUGUCUGGCGAGGGAGUUCCAACCUUUUGGAGUACACGUCGCCCACGUCGUCAUCGAUGGCAUCGUUGGCCCAUCUAGGGGGGCAUCAACUUCGUCACAGAGGGGGUUGGUUGGGGAACAACAAAGCGGAGGAGGUGAUGGGUCAAUGGACCCAGACGCGCUGGCUCAGACCUACUGGCACUUGCAUGUUCAGGACCGAGCCGCUUGGACCCAAGAGAUUGACCUGCGUCCCUCCAGUCCCAGAUUCUUCUAGUGCCUCCAUAAAAGUGCUACCCUAGUCCCUAGCUAUAUGGGUAUUAGCAUCACUAUUUCCCAAUAGUAGUAGUAUUUCCGUCUUCUUCCCUACACUGCAUGCUUCUAAACCCAAUUACUAGCUGGACCCUACAUGCUUCGAAACAACUUGGAGGAUUCACGGAUCGACAGCCAACGGGUCCCACACUUCUCCCCAAGUGGCUUGGAACAGGUUUAACCAAGUUGCAUAUUUCGUAGAUUGCAUGAUUGCUUCUGUUACUCUGCUACUUUCUUUUCUUUUUCUUUUAUUUCAUACUCCGAUUUGGGUCCCAAGAAAUUUGUUGUUGGAAUUGUUAAUAUAAUAAAAUUUUAAUUUUACGA
Messenger RNA from Alnus glutinosa, 1393 nucleotides. RefSeq lists its product as uncharacterized. The coding region runs from base 258 to 1034 and encodes 258 amino acids. NCBI's taxonomy places the organism in Eukaryota, Viridiplantae, Streptophyta, Magnoliopsida, Fagales, Betulaceae. The record is from RefSeq and is a predicted model, not a curated record. The transcript has 5 exons.